This is a messenger RNA of Notothenia coriiceps (black rockcod), 2156 nucleotides long. It is a transcript of the gene gle1, whose product is annotated as GLE1 RNA export mediator. The annotation marks the transcript as partial. Gene Ontology annotation, molecular function: inositol hexakisphosphate binding; translation initiation factor binding; phospholipid binding. The transcript is spliced from 10 exons. Gene Ontology annotation, biological process: poly(A)+ mRNA export from nucleus. Lineage: Eukaryota; Metazoa; Chordata; Actinopteri; Perciformes; Nototheniidae. Gene Ontology annotation, cellular component: cytoplasm; nuclear pore cytoplasmic filaments; nuclear pore. The record is from RefSeq and is a predicted model, not a curated record.
AUCCUCAACCUGCGCCUGAGGGAGGCGGAGCAGCAGCGCCUGCGGGAGGCGGAGCAUGAGCGGCUGCGGCAGAGCGACGGCAGGGAGCGGCUGCGGAACCUCAACACCAUCCAGGAGGAGAUCCUGCAGCUCAACCAGCUGCUGGAGCCCUCCACCCAGACCAGGAGCGACCUCCCCCCCGCCAGCCUCAGCUGCUUCUCCACCCGCGGGAACCAGCUGUGCUCCCAGCUGUCGGAGGUGGUGCGCAAGACGGCAGAGGGAGAGUUUCCCAGCGUGGAGGACAUGACCAUGUCGGAGCGAGCGCUGCACGAGAUGAGGGCGCUGAUCCGGCUGAUGCAGGAGGAGGUGGCCAAGGCUCAAGAGAAGAAGAAGAAGAAGGAGCAUGAUGAAGAAGAGCAGGGCAGGAAGCAGGUGGAGCUGCAGGCGCAGCAGGAAGCGCAGAAGAAGGCGGUGGAGACAGCCAAAGAGAAGGCGAAGAGGAAAGGUCUGCAGAACAGCGCUGAGGAGAGCACCCUGAAGUGGUUCAGGGAGCUGCAGGAGGCUGCUGCUCGCUGCCAGGAGGCCCUGCAGCAGCUCAACUGCCCCAAGGACGCCCAGACAAAGAAGCUGAAGCUGGAGCUCCAGAAGGCGGCCUCCAUCCCCGUCAGUCAGAUCUCCAGCAACUCUGGGUCGCAGCUCCGAGAAAUCUUUGACAAGAUCGACAAGCUGCUGUCGGGACGGGGCUUGGUGUCUGGGGGGAGGACCAUCUCCACCUCCCAGCAUCCCCAGGGCCUGGACUUUGUCAGUUACAAAUUGGCAGAAAAGUUUGUGAAACAAGGAGAAGAGGAGGUGGCGUCUCACCACGAAGCCGCCUUCCCCAUCGCCAUGGUUGCCGCCGGCGUCUGGGAGCUGCACCCUAGGGUGGGGGAUCUCAUCCUCGCCCACCUGCACAAGAAAUGUCCGUACGCAGUCCCACACUACCCUCCGAUGAAAGAAGGCACAACUGUGGAGGAUUACCAGAGGAUUAUUGGUUACCGUGUGGACGACUCCGGGGUGGAAGGUCAGGACAGUUUUCUGAAGAGGAUGUCCGGGAUGAUCCGUCUCUACGCCGCCCUCAUCCAGCUGAGGUGGCCCUACGGCUCCAAGCAGGGGUCUGCUCCUCACGGUCUGAAACACGGCUGGCGUUGGUUGGCUCAGAUGCUCAACAUGGAGCCUCUGGCUGACAUCACGGCCACGCUUCUGUUCGACUUUCUUGAGGUUUGUGGUCACGCUCUGAUGAGGCAGUAUCAAAGCCAGUUCUGGAAACUCAUCCUGCUACUUAAAGAGGAGUACUUCCCAAGAAUUGAAGCGGUGACCAGCAGUGGACAGAUGGGCUCUGUCAUCAGACUCAAACACUUUCUAGAGACGUCACUGCAGAGCCGACAGAUCCGGCCUCCAAAAGGCCAGCUGAACUCAGCUUUUUGGAGCUCCUGAUGGAGGAGGAGGGGUCACCAUUUUGGAUGUUUCUGCAUGACGUUAUUUAGGACUGAAUGAAGCAGAGAGGGAAAUGUGGUUUGAGGUUUGGAACUUAAAGCCGACUUAGUGAGUAAUUGGGUGGAAAAGCCAAGUUGCUGCUGGAGGAAGAUUGUUGUUCACAUUAGUGAGAGUAACACGGCUUCUGUGGAUUCAAGAACUUGUUUCAGGUGUUCGACUGUGGUGUGGUGUGGUGGCUCAACUACACUAAUUCAACAGCUUUGAAAAGCUAAGGGCUAAAAAGGAAGCACUUUAACACCAAUGUGAUUACAUUUUGUUUUCCUUCUCCUUACACCUUUAGAAUAUACUCAAGCAUUUGCGUGUAUGCAACAAGACAGUAGUCAAUUAUUUGAAGAGGUUUAUAUCAGUUUUACUCACAAAAUGUAGUCACUACUGCUUGUUUUAAUUGUAAUAGUUGCUGAUCAAAACAGUUUUGAAUGUUUUUUUCUGCUAUUUAUGUUUUUUAUGAAUCCACUAUGUGGAACAAAGAUUAUACUGCAAAACUGCUGAGGCGCAUAACCAAAUUAUUUGGUGUUCAUUUUAAUACAGAAAUCUGAAAAUGAUGGAAUCAUUCAGAUUAUGACAAAAGUGAUUUACCAGAUUGAUUGUUACUGUCAUCUAUAAACCAAAUGUCUCAAAUAAAACCGCAUCAGCAGUUCACUGAA